AUUCCGUGCCAACUAUAAAGCAGUAAACUCAGGGAAUUAUUUGACUUAAAUUGAAUUUAAUUCUGUUUAGAAAUAAACGCGCUGUAAAAAUGUCUCAGACCUUCUCAACCAUAAUUGUUUUGUUAAUAAUGAUAGUUAUUAGUUUAGUUUUUGUUAAAGAAACAAAUGCCCAGUCAAAUGCGAAACGUAAACGUAAAGUUGGAGAAAUCAGCAAACAAAUGUGCAAUGACGAACCAAGGUACAUCAAAUUCAGUGUGACUGAAGCUAGAAAAAACGGUAAAAGUGGAAUUGAACGGGUUCGAAGACAACUAGAUGCUUUUGAAGACGAUGACGAUUUUGAAAUUGAUGCCGAUUUUGAAGCCGAUGAUGAUUCUGAAGCCAGUGACAAUUCUGAAACCAGCGACGAUUCUGAAGAAAAAUUUUACCCAUCGGGUAGAGGCGGUAUUGGUGGAGAGGAUGCCAAAUCUAGUCAAUAUCCUCAUAUGGCAGCAUUGGGUUACGGUGAAUGGGAGAAUGUGAAAUGGGGAUGUGGUGGUACUUUAAUCAGCGAUACAUUUGUUAUGACUGCUGCGCAUUGCAUAGAUACAUUAUUAGGUCGAUUGAAGUAUAUCCGCUUGGAUGAUAUUAAUCUAGCAAGCGACGAUGAUAACUCCUACCCUCAAGAUUUCAACGCAUCGCGGAUUAUUAUCCAUCCGGAUUACAAUCCCCCAUCGGCAUACAAUGACAUUGCCUUAGUAGAAUUAGAUCACCCGGUUGAUCGACUAGGAAACAGCCUUACACCUGCUUGUCUGCAAAUUGACCGAAACAUUGCAGAUCCAAAAUGGUCCGCACUUGGUUGGGGUGAGACAAGUCACCAUGGUCCAGCUGCUGAUCAUUUACAGGUGAUGGAAUUACGUGAAGCUGAUUACACCGUGUGCAAGAACGCGUAUUUGAAUGCAGGGAAAAGAAGAUUGGAAUACGGUGUUGAUAACGAUUCUCAGAUGUGUGCUGGAAAGGGAGACGUUGAUACAUGUUUGGGGGAUUCUGGUGGUCCUCUUCAAAUAUCAAACGAAAAGUACUGGACGGGUUAUACUGUAAUUGGGAUUACUUCAUUUGGGAAAAAAUGCGGGCUGACGAAUAAACCAAGCGUUUACACACGGGUUUCACAUUAUAUUGAGUGGAUUGAAUCAGUUGUUUGGCCUGAGUGAGAUUUUAAAUCGAAAAUUAAAUCAAAAUCUAUGUCCAAAUAAAAAUUAAAGAAAAUUAUAAAUUAAUUUAAAAUUUGACAGAUAUCAAUGUGCUCCAAGUAUAUUUGUUUCUAAAAUUAUAAUCAGUGGAUUAAUAAAGUUGUUUUUAUUCUGUGUUUUUA
This is a messenger RNA of Dalotia coriaria, 1348 nucleotides long. RefSeq names its product venom protease-like. Gene Ontology annotation, molecular function: serine-type endopeptidase activity. The transcript has 6 exons. The coding region runs from base 90 to 1187 and encodes 365 amino acids. NCBI's taxonomy places the organism in Eukaryota, Metazoa, Arthropoda, Insecta, Coleoptera, Staphylinidae. Gene Ontology annotation, biological process: proteolysis. The record is from RefSeq and is a predicted model, not a curated record.